GCGCAUCCUUUGCUGCAGCCCGUCGCGGAUGCCGAGCUGCACCUCGUUGCCUGCCGCCGCUGCAACUACAACCUCGCACUUCCUAUGGGACAGGCUCUGCAGAGACUGGCCGACCUCGUAUCCUGGUAUUGGGAUGGACCGUAUAAAGAAGUUCCCGCUCGACGGGGACAGAGACUUUCCUCAGCAGAUGGUGUUUGUUGUCCGCAAACCCAAGCAACCCCAGCUGAGUCUGUUACCCCCCCUCAAAGCAACCACCCCCUAUUGUUACUGUACCCGUGAAAUACUGUCGCCAUGCCGUUCCCGCCCCCGCUCGCGCUCUCGUCGCUCUGGGCGAACCGGAAGUGCCUCGCCAUCUGCUGCCUCGUGUCUAUGGCCAACCUCGAGUUCGGCCUCGACUCGGGCGUCAUCGGCACCCUACAGGCCAUCCCGGGGUUCCUGAUGGUCUUUGGCUACACGAACCCCUUUAUCCCCGGCGGGUACGGGCUCAACUCCACCUUCCAACAGCUCAUCACAUCGCUGCCCAUCCUAGGCGCGCUAGUAUCGUCCCUCGUGGCCGGCGCCUUCUCGACGCACCUCGGCCGGCGCGUCGGGCUAUGGGUUGCCUGCGCCCUGGCCGCCGUCGGUGUGGCCUUGCAGAUGGCCACCGACGACAAGGGCACCAUCUACGUGGGGCGCUUCGUGCUGGGGCUUGGUAAUGGCUUCUUACAGACCUUCUCCAACAUCUACUGCGCCGAGGCCGCACCGGCCCACCUGCGUGCCAUCAUGGUCGGCCUAUCGACCGAGUGGAUUCUAGUCGGCACCGUCGUGUCUGCCGUGAUUACCAACGCCACGCAGGUGCGCUUCGAUAAGACGAGCUACCAGAUCCCCCUUGGUACCCUGCUGAUCCUGCCCGUCGUGUUGGCUGCGGGGUUGCUGCUGGUUCCUGAGUCACCACGCUAUCUCAUUGCCGCCGGUCGCUUGCAAGCUGGGCGACGCGCGCUCGAAAGGCUACGGGAUACCUCGCUCACAGCCGACGAGCUUGAGCUUGAGUAUGUCGAGAUAGUCAAGGGGAUCGAGGAGGAGAAGCGCGUUGCGGGCACCGUUGGGCCGCUUGAUAUUUUUAGGGGAACUGACCGGCGACGCACGUUGCUGAGCUUGGGCACGGCCGCAGUCGACAGUGGCGCGUCGGGCGCGUGGUUCUUGAUCCCGUACUCGACCUACUUCAUGAUCAUCUCGGGAGUGCCCGUCAACGACGUGUUCCACUACUUUGUCAUCAACACGUGCACCGGGCUGGUCAUGUGCAACGCGGGCCUGUUCGCGCUGCGCCACGUGUGCGGCCGGCGCACGUUGUUGAUGAUCGGCGCGGCGCUCAACGCUGCAUUCAUGCUGGGCCUGGCCGUGUCGGCAACGGUCACGACGGCGUUCAGCGAGCCCGCGCGCACGUCGCUGGUCACAUUCGUCGCGCUGUUUCUGGUCUCGUACUCGUUUGCUACGGGUGUCGUCACGCGUCCGGUCACGACUGAGAUCGUGAGCACCCGCCUGCGCGCCUGGUCGUUUGGUUUGACCCAAGGGGUCAGUCAGCUGAUCAUCUGGCUCGUCUCGUUCUGCACGCCGUACUUUAUCAACCCAGAGCACAUGCACUGGGGCGGAAAAUACGGAUACAUCUUCUUCGCCUCCAGCCUGAUUUCUCUAGUGUGGUACUACUUCUUCAUCCCCGAGAUGAAGGGCCGCACGCUCGAGGAGAUUGACGAGCUGUUUGAGAAGCACGUGGCCACCAAGGACUUUAGCACGUUCAAGACGGCCAUCCGAGACCAGGUGCUCCGUAACAUGCGGGGCGACGACUCGGAGACAACCAAGGAAAAGUCUGCUGUGGAUUCCAGGAACAGGGGGACUAGGGUGUUGGUUAUUGGCCACUAGAGUGGUCAAUGAGUUAAAAGUCUAGCAUGAUGGGUGGGC
This is a messenger RNA of Lasiosphaeria miniovina, 1935 nucleotides long. Its product is annotated as general substrate transporter. Gene Ontology annotation, molecular function: carbohydrate:proton symporter activity. The record is from RefSeq and is a predicted model, not a curated record. Gene Ontology annotation, biological process: transmembrane transport; carbohydrate transport. NCBI's taxonomy places the organism in Eukaryota, Fungi, Ascomycota, Sordariomycetes, Sordariales, Lasiosphaeriaceae. Gene Ontology annotation, cellular component: membrane. The coding region runs from base 292 to 1896 and encodes 534 amino acids. The transcript is spliced from 4 exons.